UCUUCAUAUACCAUUGUCUCUUAUUCAUUAUGAGAACUUCAUCGUUGUUGUGUCUGUUAUGGGCUCUUGCUCUUCUAGCUUCCUCUUCUUCUUUGGUUUCUGCUGAUGUUGUGGAAUACACGUGGGAAGUCGCGAACGUGACAGUGACGAGGCUGUGUAAUGAAAGGGUGAUAGCUGCUGUUAAUGGAAGCCUGCCAGGGCCGACCAUUAACGUGCGAGAGGGUGACACUAUUGUCAUCCACGCCGUCAAUAAGUCCCCCUACAAUCUCACUAUUCAUUGGCAUGGAAUAUUUCAAUUCAUGAGCCAAUGGGCAGAUGGUCCUGAAUACGUAACGCAAUGUCCAAUUCUGCCAGGAGGAAAAUACACUUACAGAUUUAAUGUAACACGACAAGAAGGAACUCUGUGGUGGCAUGCCCACUCUUCUUUCUUUCGUGCUUGGGUUUAUGGAGCCCUCAUCAUUCGCCCUCGCUCGGGGAACUCUCACCCAUUCCCUACACCUUACAAAGAAGUCCCCAUAGUAUUGGGUGAGUGGUAUGAUCGUAAUGUCAUGGGUGUUGAGGAAGAAGCAGUAGAAUUUGGUGGUGCCCCAAGAAUAUCCGAUGCUUUCACCGUUAAUGGCUUGCCCGGACCUCUCUACAAUUGCUCUCAAAAUCAGACAUUCCAACUUGACGUCCGCCAUGGAAAGACCUACUUGUUGCGCAUUAUCAAUGCUGCACUCAAUGAGCACCUCUUCUUCAAGAUAGCAAGUCACACCUUCACCGUCGUCGCCGUCGACGCCGCUUAUACGAAUCCCUACCACACCGAUAUCAUCGUGGUGGCGCCGGGCCAAACCGUCGACGCCCUCCUGACCGCCAACCAAACGGUCGGCUCAUAUUUCAUGGCUGCCACUCCUUACCAAACGCUAAACUUCACCUCCAACAACUCAACCACGACGGCCAUUGUCGCUUACGAGGGAUCCACCUCAAAGACACCCCUGAUGCCAACCCUACCUGCCCAUAACGACACACAAACGGCCAAUAACUUCUACCUCAACAUCACAGGGCUAGUUGGUGGCCCCCACUGGGUCCCAGUUCCUGAACAAGUGGACGAACACAUGUUCAUUACCGUAGGGCUCGGCCUCGACUACUGUAAUCUCCCCAAUAACACGUGUUGGGGUCCUAAUAAUAGAACGCGGUUGUCUGCGAGUAUGAACAACGAAUCGUUCGUGCUUCCCGAAGGACGAGGAUUCUCCAUGUUGGAUGCAUUCUACAGAAAUGCCACAGGAGUUUACACCAAAGAUUUUCCAGAUCAGCCUCCUCUGGUGUUCAACUACACUGAUCCAGGCGUUAACGACGUUCAAGCUCUGGCCUUUGCUCCAAAAUCGACCAAGGUGAAGACUUUGAAGUUCAACUCGACGGUGCAGGUUGUGUUUCAGGACACGGCAAUACUGGGAGCCGAGAACCAUCCUAUGCACAUUCAUGGAUUCAAUUUCCAUGUUUUGGCUCAAGGGACUGGGAAUUACAACGCCUCAAGAGAUGAAUCCAAGUUCAAUCUUAAAGAUCCUCAGAUUCGUAACACUGUUGCUGUUCCAUUCGGAGGCUGGUCUGUCAUCAGAUUCCAGGCAGAUAAUCCAGGAAUAUGGUUGGUCCAUUGUCAUAUUGAUAAUCACUUGACUUGGGGGUUAGCCAUGGCUUUUGAGGUUGAGAAUGGACCAACACCUGAAACUACACUUCCUCCUCCUCCAGCUGAUCUUCCUACUCAGUGUUAAGUCCAUCAAUAAUUAUAUAUACACAAAAUCAUUCUAUAUCAAUGCCCAUUUAUAUAUUGGAGUUAAAAUAACAUAAAUGAAUAAAUAUUUGUUUCAAGCUAAGUGUAUUCAUUUGUAUAUGUGUAUUGUGGCCGGGCUCCUCAUUUGAUUUGUUUGUUUGGGAAGAGAGAGUGUAAUAAUGGGCAAACAGUUUAGCCCCUUCUUUCAACCACAUUACCUGACUUGUUCACAACAAUGAAUUGAAAUUAAUUAAUAAUAUCUACUUCGUUUA
Molecule: messenger RNA, 2019 nt
Organism: Neltuma alba
Lineage: Eukaryota; Viridiplantae; Streptophyta; Magnoliopsida; Fabales; Fabaceae
Product: laccase-7-like
Exons: 6
Coding region: 30-1748 (572 amino acids)
Biological process (GO): lignin catabolic process
Cellular component (GO): apoplast
Molecular function (GO): hydroquinone:oxygen oxidoreductase activity; copper ion binding
Source: RefSeq, a predicted model, not a curated record